AUCAGCAACCUCGGCUUCCUGCUGUAUGAGCAGGGCGACCUGGACGGCGCGGAGCCGCUGUGCCGCGAGGCGCUGGAGGGGAAGCGAGAGACGCUCGGCGACCGGCACCCGGACACGCUCACCUCGAUCAACAACCUCGGCUCGCUGCUAAAGGAAAAGGGCGACCUGGACGGCGCGGAGGCGCGGAUCCGCGAGGACCUGGUGGCGAGCCGAGAGACGCUUGGCGACCGGCACCCGAGCACGCUCAUUUCGAUCAGCAACCUCGGCUUCCUGCUGAAGACGAAGGGCGACGUGGACGGCGCGGAGGCGCUGUACCGCGAGGCGCUGGAGGCGAGGCGAGAGACGCUUGGCGACAGGCACCCGCACACGCUCGCCUCGAUCAGCAACCUCGGCUUGCUGCUGGAG
Molecule: messenger RNA, 405 nt
Organism: Emiliania huxleyi CCMP1516
Lineage: Eukaryota; Haptophyta; Isochrysidales; Noelaerhabdaceae
Exons: 1
Molecular function (GO): protein binding
Source: RefSeq, a predicted model, not a curated record